AUGUAUCAACCGAAUCCUGCAUCUAGACUUCACUUAACUCCCGGCAGUCAGGUUGUUCAUGAUCAGAAUAGAGAAAUGAGUGGAAACCCUGCAAUUCCUGGCAAUGGAGGGAGAAAUCUCAACAAUUCGACGUUAGCAUCAAGGCAACGCUUGAGGUGGACACAUGAGCUCCAUGAGUGCUUUGUUGAUGCUGUUUCCCAACUUGGUGGACCAGAUAGUGAGUGGUUCCCAAUUAUAUUUUUGCGACUCAGUUGAUUUAAUAUGAAUUCUCACAUCUGGUAUGAGUGCUUAAUAUUAUAAUUGUGUGCUUAAACAAUGCAAAGAAUUUGCAGCUAUGACCCUUUUAUCAACAUAAUUUGAUGAGUUUCUAUCAUGAAAAAGCAACGAAGAAAAGCAGUAAUGAUAGGAAAGGACAUAUUGCCUUGUCUCCAGGCAUUGCAUUUUUUUGUUUGAUUGUUGCUUGGGGACUGAGCGGUUACCGUGAUAAUUUUAUUAAAGAUCUGAGGAUCACAUCUUUUAUAGACCACUGAUUGUUUUUAGUCUGUUUUAAAAUGUAAUUAAUGACUAUGAAGUAUUUUUUAAUCUGAUGCUGAUGAAGUAUUUUUUUGUCUUUUCACCGAAUGACUAAAUAACUCAGAAGUGAGAUGUUGAGAUAUAUGAAAGGCUGAAUGUUCAUUUUGCUGAGUGAGACCUAUUGUCAAUUCUGGUUUCUAUUUCAGAAUGUGGUCUCGACUACGCAAUAUUACCUAGUCUUAUAUGAUGUGGCAGAGGUCUGUACGGAAUGAAAAUCAUAUCCUGAAUCCAUGAGGAACGAGAUCCACAAUUCUUGAGUUUGAAAGGAUUGCUUUUAGCAAACCUUGAAUCUACAGAUAAAAAAUGGGUCAUUGGAUUCACAGAGAUAAAAAAUAUAAGAUCCCUUGCAUCUAAAAAGGUUUGCUUGGAUCUACAAGCAGAGAGAAGGUGAAAAAGCUUUCCCGAGUGGAGAAAAAAAAAGGCCAUCUCAGUCAACUGUGCUUGUCCCAUGAAAUAGGCUAAAAGUAGUUGUAGAUCCCCAAAGUAACAGAAUCAGAGAAGUAGCUCUCUAAUAGUUAGCAAUUUUGGCCCUAUGGGUCUACCAAACAAUAUUAUUCGUCUCUUCCUUGUUUUACCCCUUUUGGCACUUUGAGCUGUGCUUUUUGGCAGCUUCCGUGUCUUGCAAAUUUGUUCCGCAUCCUUAUAAAUUGUAACAAUAUGAUCUGAGGAUGACAUCAUUUGUUCCGCAAAUUUAUAUGAAGAUUCAUCCUAUAAAUUAAAGCUUUGGUACCCAUAAAAGUGACUACUCUAUUGAUGGCAAUAUAGUUGAAUGUUGUGACAUCAGAGUUCUCACAACUCAUGCUGUGUGGUUAGAUUCACCAAGUUAUUCCCCUUAACAGGAGCUACACCUAAAGGCAUCCUAAGAGUUAUGGGUGUGAAGGGAUUGACCAUAUACCAUGUCAAAAGCCACUUACAGGUACAAAUUUUGAACCUUGAAACAUAAUGAAGGCCUUUUUCUCAUCCCCUUGUGAUUAUCAGUCUGUUCUCCAACUAAUUUGUUACUUUACAAUUUCAGAAAUAUCGGCUUGCAAAAUAUCUUCCUGAGUCUUCACCUGAUGGUAGGCGGAUAUACUUUCAUUAUCUAUGCUUCUUGGAUUUGGGUAGAUGUAUAUAAAAUGGCAAUUUCCGCCGUAAUCCGCAUGCAAAUGCCUAGUCAAGCCUAAAAAUUGUUUUCCGUUUUGCAGGCAUAAAGGCAGAACAAAAGGAACCUGGGAGCCUGCUUUCUACCUUGGAAAACUCAUCGUAAGUGUAAUCACAUUUACUUUUCAGUGUCAAUUUAGAUAAGUUCUAUUACCAUAUUGAAAAAUUGGUUACAUCAAUGCCAUAUGUGUUUGAUCAAGUUUUGAUUCAGUUCGGUAAAAUUGUUUGGAGAUUGAGAUUAUUGUGUUGUAUAAUCAAUGACAUCUUGAUUAAUGCGUUAUGAUUUUUGCUUGAAAUUAAAGACCAUAUUUUACACUUAAGACUGUUUAGCUGCUUACAGAUGGAAAAACGUUUGUUGCCGUAGUUGUUCUGCCAUGCACGUUCAUUUUCUUCACCAUCUAAGAUUUUUACCAGCAUCUUUGUUGAUCAAUGGUAAUGAACUAGCCGCCAACUCUUAGUGCUACUAGCUGCCAAAUGUGGAUGAUCGUUUGGCAAUUUCUACUCACUUGUCUAUUCUGGUGUAAGUAUUUUUUUAAUAUUUCCACCGGAAUAUCUUUCAACCAGUAUCUAAUUUUAGGCAUGAAAGAUACAAAACCCUGGAAAGCUAGCUGGCGGGUGAUUGUAUAACCUAAAAUAGAUACAUAUGUAUAAUUUCCGGUUUUUUCAGGAGAAUUGCAUCUGAGAUUAAAAGCUUGAAGCAUCCUUCGAUCUCUUAGAAACUUAUAUUCUCCACAUGCUACUGAAUUUCUGCAGAAGAUUGUUAAGAUGUUGCUGUUCCCAUGCUUUGAUUGUGUGCUGUGAUAAACAACUGUAUCUGUGAUCAUGGUGCAUCCGUUUCCUUCUGUUGUCAGUGGUAUACAGAUAACGGAAGCACUUAAGUUGCAGAUGGAGGUACAGAAGCGUCUUCACGAACAGCUAGAGGCAAGUCACCCUCUUCCCAGUUUCUGCCCUGCACAUCUUGCGUGGUGUUGAAAGUAACUUAUGAGUGUUCUUAUAAUAACAUGCUCGAGAUAUCUGAUCAUAUUAAUGUGGGCCGGAUAGAUUCCGUGUAAUUAGUUAGCUCUUGCAAACCCUAUCAUUCUGAUGUUAAGAUAAUUUUCUUCAUGGAGACCAUACAAAAACAUACACACUGGAAUCUGUUGCUAACUAUAGCAACUUCUGUCUUUGAAGAUGAAUAAAAUUGUGAAGUUGGUGUUCACUCAGAGUGCUAAAUAGAUCAGAAAACAAUAACACGACCGCAUCCAGAUCUACAUAUAUCCCCAUUUUGUUGGCAUUUCACCUCAUGAUUGACAGGGAAAUGUGGUACCCAGAGGAAGUAUAUUUUUCCUGUAACUCGUAACGUGAUCACAGGUGCAAAGGCAGCUUCAGCUUCGGAUAGAGGCUCAAGGCAAGUACCUGAAGAAGAUCAUCGAAGAACAGCAGCGCCUCAGCGUCGGGCUCGGUGACGCGCCGGGUUCAGACCCCUCUAACCCAGCUCCAGCCGAGCUCGGCCUGGAUGGGGCAGACAAGACCGACCCUUCGACUCCUGCUCCGACCUCCGAGUCCCCACUCAAAGACAAGCCCGCCAAUGUCCGUGGAGCCAGCGUUGCAGGGACCGCCUUCGAGGUCAUCACAAGGGACGAGUCCCUCUCUUCCUGCCGUGAGCCGCUGACCCCGGACUCCAGUUGCCGCGCCAAUUCCCCGCCAGAGAGCCCCAAGCGUGAAGGAACAUCGGUCAAGAGGCAGCCAGGCAACGGCAGCACAGGGCACGCAAAGCAGCUUGUCUUGGCAUCUCACAUACUGGAGUCGAGCUCUGGCUCCGGCUGA
This is a messenger RNA of Spirodela intermedia, 3519 nucleotides long. Lineage: Eukaryota; Viridiplantae; Streptophyta; Magnoliopsida; Alismatales; Araceae. The record is from the annotation of a GenBank genome assembly.